This is a messenger RNA of Corvus hawaiiensis (hawaiian crow), 2240 nucleotides long. RefSeq names its product acyl-CoA dehydrogenase family member 9 (gene ACAD9). Gene Ontology annotation, molecular function: acyl-CoA dehydrogenase activity; flavin adenine dinucleotide binding. The record is from RefSeq and is a predicted model, not a curated record. NCBI's taxonomy places the organism in Eukaryota, Metazoa, Chordata, Aves, Passeriformes, Corvidae.
AUGCAGCGAUCCCUGUCUGUGGUCCUGUUCCCCGGCUGGCCCGCACCGCUGCUUUCGCUCCAGGAUGGCGAUUCAAAGACUCCCUGUAUGCAGCGAGAGCCGUUCUCCGCCGUGCCCCGCCCCGGGGCCGGGCCGGGCGCGCCGCGGUGCCGUCAGCGGGCGCCGAGCGCGGCUGUGAGCUCGGCCAUGAGCGCGGCGCUGCUGCAGCUGCUGCGGGCCCUGCGCGCCCCCCGGCCCCGGCCCCGGCCCUGGCCCGGCCCCGCCGCCCGCGGCCUGCGCACGGCCGCGCCCCGCCGCGCCUUCGCCAAGGAGCUGUUCCUCGGCACCCUGCGCAAGGAAGAAGUUUUCCCAUACCCAGAAAUUAGCAAUGAAGAAUUGGCAGAGAUCAACCAGUUUGUGGGACCUGUUGAAAAAUUCUUCAAUGAAGAAGUGGACUCGAAGAAAAUCGAUCAAGAUGCAAAAAUCCCACCUGAAACCUUACAAGGGCUGAAGGACUUGGGUCUCUUUGGCAUGCAGAUUCCAGAGGAGUAUGGUGGGCUGGGUCUGUCAAACACCAUGUAUGCUCGUCUGGGAGAAAUCACAUCCCUGGAUGGCUCCAUUGCAGUGACCCUGGCAGCUCAUCAGGCCAUUGGGCUGAAGGGGAUCCUCAUUGCUGGCACCGAGGAGCAGAAGGCCAAGUACCUGCCCCGGCUGGCGUCGGGGGAGCACAUCGCUGCCUUCUGCCUCACCGAGCCUGGCAGUGGGAGUGAUGCUGCAUCCAUCCAGACAAGAGCAACCCUGAGUGAAGAUGGGAAAUACUUCCUGUUAAAUGGCUCCAAGGUCUGGAUCUCCAAUGGUGGCCUUGCAAGUAUUUUCACAGUGUUUGCCAGGACAGAGGUUGUGGAUAAAGACGGGCAGGUGAAGGAUAAAAUCACUGCUUUCAUCGUGGAGCGGGACUUUGGGGGCGUCACCAACGGGAAGCCCGAGGAUAAAUUAGGCAUUCGAGGCUCCAACACCUGUGAAGUACAUUUUGAAAACACCAAAGUGCCUAUAGAGAAUGUAAUUGGAGAAGUUGGAGGGGGAUUUAAGGUUGCCAUGAAUAUCCUCAACAGUGGAAGAUUUAGCAUGGGCAGUGCAUCUGCUGGAAUGAUUAAAAAAUUGAUAGAAAUGACAUCAGAGUAUGCUUGUACCAGGAAACAAUUCAAUAAGAAACUCAGCCAGUUUGGAUUAAUUCAGGAGAAGUUUUGUUUGAUGGCUGUGAAAGCCUACGUGAUGGAGAGCAUGGCUUACCUGACUGCAGGGAUGAUGGACAAGCCAGGCUUCCCAGACUGCUCCGUGGAGGCUGCCAUGGUCAAGGUGUUCAGCUCUGAAGGUGCCUGGGCGUGUGUGAGUGAGGCACUGCAGAUCCUUGGAGGCCUUGGCUACAUGAAGGACUAUCCCUACGAACGCUACCUCAGGGACACCAGGAUACUGCUCAUUUUUGAGGGAACCAAUGAAAUCCUGAGAAUGUACAUUGCACUGACAGGGCUGCAGCACGCAGGCAAGAUCUUAACUGACAAAAUUAAAGCAAUCAAGAAAGGAAACGUGGGAGUGGCCCUGGGGGAGUUCCUGACCAGGUUACAGGACACCCUGGGCAGGAAGGUGGAUUUGGGGCUUGUAGGUGACCGUGGGGUGGUGCAUCCCAGCCUCCAGGAGAGUGCCAAGAAACUUGAAGAAAACAUUUAUUAUUUUGGAACUACAGUCAGGGGCCUGCUAAGUAGGUUUGGCAAGACGAUAGUGGAGGAGCAGCUGGUGCUGAAGAGAGUGGCAGAUGUGGUGAUUAAUUUGUAUGCGAUGACUGCAGCCAUCUCCCGGGCGAGCCGCUCCAUCAGCAUCGGGCUCAGGAACCACGACCACGAGGUGCUUCUUACAAAUAUCUUCUGCACAGAAGCCUAUUUCAAGAAUAAUUAUGCCAUGACUCAAUUAGAAAAAUAUGCCGAUGAAAACCUGGAUGAUUCUAUUAAAAAAGCUGCAAAGCAGAUCCUGGAGAAGAGGGCAUACAUCUGCUCCCACCCCCUGGACAGGACCUUCUGAUCCCUCCCUGACUGCAGGUACUGAUGAAUGGAAAUCUGGGAGGGAUUCGCUGCAGUUCAAGGAUUUGACACCUUAAAAAGAUCUGUUAUUUAAUGACUUUACUAAAUGUAACUGUAUAAAAUAAAACUUCUUUCUAACCACAACUUCACAGAAAAAGGGUAAAUAAAGAGAUUUUAUUUAAAGCUCUA